Messenger RNA from Lactuca saligna, 1580 nucleotides. The record is from the annotation of a GenBank genome assembly. Lineage: Eukaryota; Viridiplantae; Streptophyta; Magnoliopsida; Asterales; Asteraceae.
GGGUUGAACGUUGGUGUGAAAAGUCAACAAGAUGAUAUUCCAUUUAUGACUUUAUUAUGUGCUUGAGUAAACCAGGAACCCUAUCCAAGCCACGAUGAAACAAGCAUUUCUGAUCUUGAUUUCAUUGUUGUUCUUGUUGUUGAGUAGUAGCAAUCGGUUUGUGUUGCUAGCAGUAAAGCCAGAGUUCCAUCAUGAUCAGUGCAAAGCUUGGCUUGUCCAAUCCAUUCCCACGGACAUGCCUCAGCUCUCUCUCGUUCCCCGGCGUUCUCUCCACCGCCGACGUGUUUAGAUGGUUAGCUGGAAACUCUUCCGACAAAUUGGACAUAAUGGCACAGUACUGGCAACUAAUCGCACAACCUGAUGAUCCUCGUUCUGGAGAUUAUGGAUACUCAGCAGAAAGCAUGAAGAAUUUUGGUUCUGGUGAUGGCUCAAGUGUAUAUAAAUCCAUUGAAGACGCUGCUGAUCGUGAUGUCAAUGUUCGGCUUUUGCAGCAUUCAGGAGUAUAUCCUGAUUACACUCAAGAACCCUCAGCGCUUGCUUUAGGGAGGCCAAAUGUAAAGAAUGUAACCUUAUUGAUUAAGGAUUGGUUUGAAUCAGGUGUGCUCCAUGCUAAAGUUUGGAUAUCAGAUUCUCGAGAUGUUUAUAUUGGAUCUGCUAACAAUGACUGGAAAUCUCUCACUCAGGUGAAGGAAGUUGGAAUCUAUCUUGUUAACUGUCCAGAUAUAGCCAAAAAGGUUGAAAUCUUCUAUAAUAACUUAUGGAAACUCGGAUCUUUGAAUUCUUCUGAUUACACACGAAAGAUAUGGGAUCAACAAUGGCAGAUCAGUAGAACAGUACCUUGUUGGUCACAUUUCAUACCAUCUAAACAAAGAUGCAGAUCUCCUCUUCCUCCUUAUGUUGAAGUUCCACACACAUCUGGCUAUCCACUACUAACAGACCCUUCAACUUUCAAAACAUCAAUUCAAACCCCUGGAUGCAAUUAUUCAAAUUCAAAACCUCAAUCAAGCUAUCUCUCUUUUGCUCCACCAGAGCUCUCAUUUGGGAAGUACCAGGCAGAUGAACAGGCAUGGAUUGAAACAAUUAAGUCAGUAAAAGAUGGUGAAACUGUGCGAAUCAGUACCAUGGAUUGGCUUGGUCAAUCUGAAUACUCAAAACAAACAGUUUACUGGUCAUCAUUAUCCACAGCAAUAUCAGAGGUCAUCUUCUCAAAGCAUGCAAAAGUGAAGAUACUAGUAGCAUACUGGUCGCAUUUUAUAGCAAACACAGAUCAAUAUUUGAAGUCUCUUCUUUAUUCAAAUAAUUUAUGCUCUUCUUCACCAGACAACAAAUGUGCUGGGAAAAUCGAGAUAAAAUACUAUAUGGUCCCUGGUUAUAAUUCAACUGGGGCUGCUGUUAUUAAUGGGACAAGUACAGGAAAUAAGUAUCCUGGGUUUGGUAGGGUUAACCAUGUUGGGGUAAGUUUUGGGACGUAUAAUCCGGGAAUUGUGGGGCAGCUUCAGAAGAUAUUUGAUGCUGACUGGGAUUCUCCUUAUGCUGUACCUGUUCAACCGUUGCAGGAUGGGCAUGCUUUUUCAAGCUGA